UCAGUGACUUUGUCUCAAUCUUUUCUUUAUGUCACGUUUAUCCUAUGUUAUCUAGAUUUUGGUGGUUAAUUCCUCAUUUUAAAUAGUUUCUUUCACUAAAAGUUGACAGCAACAGGCAUUUGACUUCACCAGAAAUCACCAGCAUGGCAGGAAGGAUCGGAAAAUGGACAGAGAUAAAACCUGCCACGGAAGAAACUCAGAAGAUCUGUGACAUGCUGAAGAGCGACACAGAGAAAAAGUGGACCAAACAGAGCUAUGAAAUAUUUAAGGCCAUUGAAUACAGGGUGCAACCAGUGGCAGGAACAAACUUUCUCAUCAAGGUUCAUGCAGGAGGAAGUGAAUACCUCCAUAUUUAUGCCUACCAAAGCUCUCUAAAAAGGGGAGAGAUUAAAACUUUACUGAAGAGGGUAGAAAAACACAAUGAAGGAGAUCCUCUGGAGCCCAUCAGACCUUUGGACUGAUGAGAAAACACAACUUCACCCCGGCAGCCUUACAGCAAAAUGCACUGCUAUGUUGUAUAAAAGAGCAUGUUGGGAUGGCUUAAGUUUGACCUUUUCUAUCAGUAUGAUAUUAGUGGUUGUUUGAAAUAGCUAUUUUGCAGUGUGACUACCUUACUGAUUGCAUUAAUAUGUGGAAAAUGUACUAAUAUAUAAUAAAUAUAGCUAAAACUGCCCAAAAGACUUUUU
Messenger RNA from Xiphophorus maculatus (southern platyfish), 686 nucleotides. RefSeq names its product cystatin-A5-like. NCBI's taxonomy places the organism in Eukaryota, Metazoa, Chordata, Actinopteri, Cyprinodontiformes, Poeciliidae. The record is from RefSeq and is a predicted model, not a curated record. The transcript is spliced from 4 exons. Gene Ontology annotation, cellular component: cytosol. The coding region runs from base 144 to 461 and encodes 105 amino acids. Gene Ontology annotation, molecular function: cysteine-type endopeptidase inhibitor activity.